Falco peregrinus (peregrine falcon) is the source of this 1945-nucleotide messenger RNA. Its product is annotated as C-factor-like. NCBI's taxonomy places the organism in Eukaryota, Metazoa, Chordata, Aves, Falconiformes, Falconidae. The transcript is spliced from 6 exons. The record is from RefSeq and is a predicted model, not a curated record. Bases 1 to 762 code for a protein of 253 amino acids.
AUGGAGGGGCUCGGCGUGGGCAGCGUUUUGCUGACUGGCUGCGACGGGGGCCUGGGGCUGGGGCUGCUGAAGGGCUUGCUGGAGCAGCCCAGCCCCCCUCGGCACCUCUUCGCUGCUUGCCUGGACCCCCAGGGGAAGGCUAUCAACGAGGUGGCUUUGGGCAACCCCAACGUCGUGGUCCUGCCUCUAGACGUGACGGACCCCAACAGCAUCAAGGCGGCAGUCGGGAAGGUGCGGGAGGAGGUGGGAAGUGCCGGCCUCAACCUCCUGAUAAACAACGCCUGCACCACACGCCGCAGCACGCUGGCCACCGAGACGGCGGAGAACAUGACCCUCGUCUACACCACCAACACCAUCGGGCCCCUGCAGACAAGCCAGGCGUUCCUGCCGCUGCUGAUGGAAGCAGCCGAGGCUGAAGGGCAGCGUGGGAUGAGCUGCAGCAGAGCCGCCAUUGUCAACAUCUCCAGCAUCCUGGGCUCCAUCGGGGCGGUGGAGGCUUGGGAGGAGAGGCAGGACAUCUGCUACCGCUGCAGCAAGGCUGCUCUGAACAUGCUCACCAAGUGCCUGGCCCUGGAGUAUGGGGGCAGUGGGAUCCUCUGUGUGUCCGUGGACCCUGGCUGUGUGACACCUCCCUUGGAACAGGGGAUGGGCCCAGCGACGGUGGAGGAGAGCGUGCAGGGCGUCCUGCGGCUGCUGGCCCGGCUCUCAGCCACCAGCAACGGCACCUUCUGGGACUGGAGAGGGCACAGCCUGCCCUGGUGAGAGCGGUGCCAGGCCAUGGCAGCCACCAAGCUCAGUAAAGUUAAUUAAUUACCAUUUCCAGGCUUGCUCUGGUUCUGUGGGGUGAGAACAGGGACCCCCUGCUUGCGGAGUGAGAGCUGCGGUCGCUGCCCCCCCAGGGAUACUGAGCGGUGUGGGGCAGCAGAGGGAAGGAUGCUCCAAGCGUGCUCCUGCAUCCUGGUGCCAGGCUCUGCUGGGGCAUCCCUGGGGUCCUGAGGGGCACAUCUGGAUAUGGCCCUGCUCUGUGGCCACAAGCCACACUGGGUGGGGGCUUGGGGGCACCCCAAGCAGCUCCAGAACCAAGACCAUGGGGCAGCCUUACCGGAGCUCCCCCAAAACCAGUUGGCCUUUCCAUGCCCACCCUAAGGAUGCUGUCAGUCAUUUUUUCUGCUGGUAUAAGGCCAGCAAAGGCUCUUCCUUCUCCAGCAGCCAGAAGUUUCACAGCAGGAGCAUCUCCCAGGCCCUAGCAUGUCCCUAGGGAUGUCUUUUGGGACCUCAGCACCUCACCCUGGGCUGUCCCUCCGUGCAUCCAUCCCAUCUCAUGGUACAUCAAAGACACUGCAAACAGGCUCCGAUUCCCCAUGGAGUGAGUGCAUUUCCGUGGUGACACUCCAUUGACAUUUUUGAAGCCAUGCCUCGAAAGAGGGACCAAAAAAAAAUGUCACAACAGCUCAAGUGGGCCGGCCAUGCAGAGCUUUGGCAAGCCUCGAGCCAGCCAUUUGCUGCGGGGAUGCUCCGGGAAGCCCAGCCGGGUCAUUUUGCUGGGGCAGCUUUGGUUUUCCCACGCUGGAGGAGCAGGGGGGGCAAUUCCCACGCUUGACACGAGGGAGCAGGAGGUGGGCUCUCAGCCCCACGGGCUCAGGCAUCCCCAGGUGGGGCCCUGGACCACCUGGGGGUUAUUUGUUAAAGCCAGCAGGGAUGGGUGAGCGGGGGGUCCCUCUAAUUAAAUCCUUUUAUCAAGUGGUGGAUCACAGUUGGUGGGCUUUAUAUGAACUCUGUGUGGGCUUUAUAUAAACAUGAACCACUAGGCAUGAAGAGGGGAGGAGGAGGAGGAAGAAGAUGACGAUGACGACAACAACGAUGACGACGACGACGAUGAUGAUGAUGACAUUCCAUCUGCUCACGCUGCAGUGCCCACAGCCUCACCUGCACACUCCCAUAGACU